AUGUGUACGCUGUGUGUCUAUGCGUGUGCGUGGAGGAGGAUUAGUGUGACGUCACUGUGCGAUUCGGCAUUCCCGCCCGGCGUUAAUUAUCAUCAGCUCAUCCAACCGAUCACAAUUAUCGAUUACCGGCCUUCUCUCCACUUUCACCCUCCCAUUUUCCCGAUUUCAUAUUUCACCAUUCUCCUCUUUCGCGUCCCUUCCCACUCCUUGCUUCGACUACAAACCAGCCUUGUAAAUGUGGGCAAGCUGACCUGCAACAUUCUUCUAUUAUUUUGGCUUCUCUCUAUUCAUCUCUCUCUCUCUCUCUCUCUCUCUCUCUCUCUUUCUCACGCUUCACCCUUCUUUUUUUUUAAUCCGUUAGGCUCAUUUUUUUCUUGUUUUGUAUUUCCUUAUUUUCCCUUCUCUAUUUCAUCUUCCUUCAUCUUCAUUUUUGUCUUCUUCAUUCUCAUUUUCUUCUUCUUACUAUUUUUAUUUUCAUCUUCUCUUUCUGCAUCUACGACACAAUUCUUUCUUUCUUUCUUUCUUUCUUUCUUUCUUUCUUUAGUCACUCGCCCCAUUUUCUUUCUUUUCAUUAAAACUUUCUUCUUCGAUAAGCUUUUUACACGCCAGGAAAUAAUCUAUCUAUCUAUCUAUCUAUCUAUCUAUCUAUCUAUCUAUCUAUCUAUCAGUCUGAUCGUAUCUAUCUAUCUAUCUAUCUAUCUAUCUAUCUAUCUAUCUAUCUAUCUAUCAGUCUGGUCGUAUCUAUCUAUCUAUCUAUCUAUCUAUCUAUCUAUCUAUCUAUCUAUCAAACUAUCUUCUAUCUAUCUAUCUAUCUAUCUAUCUAUCUAUCUAUCUAUCUAUCUAUCUAUCUAUCAUGUGCUCCUAUCUAUCUAUCUAUCUAUCUAUCUAUCUAUCUAUCUAUCUAUCUAUCUAUCUAUCCCAGGAAUAAUUCCGUGUCUCAGCGCUAUUUUCCUCCUUCGCUUUCUCUUCCUCUUCCUACUUCUCUUCUCCCCCCGCUCUUCCCUCUGA
Molecule: messenger RNA, 1008 nt
Organism: Acanthosepion pharaonis
Lineage: Eukaryota; Metazoa; Mollusca; Cephalopoda; Sepiida; Sepiidae
Source: the annotation of a GenBank genome assembly